AAAUCAGACAGGAAGGAGGGUUGAGGUGGAGCCCGGCACAGGAAGAGGUGAGGAGCCCCAGCUGGCGUGACAGCCGGUGGGCUCGGGGGACUGCAAGAGCCGGCAGGCCGCAACCCCCCUGCCCUGCUCGGGCAGCACCUCCCCAUCCCUUCCCACAAGACCUGACUCCUGCCUUGCACAGAUCCUGAGGGCUCGAGGCCCGGCUGGCCGGCCACAGAGAAUCCCAGGACACCCCCCACCCUGCCACCACGCCGCUGCCUCCACCCACUGGAGCAGGGCUGAGCGUGGGAGCACCGGGAUGGAGCAGCCCCAGCCCCCCAGUCUCGGCCUCCCUAGGACAAUGAGGCCCAGGAGACCUGUGGACGAGGGAUGGCCGACCCCCACCCCCUGAGUCGUGGGGCCCGGCGGAAGGGCUGUUGUGGGCUGGACAUCCGGCCUGCUGCAGAUCACCGAAUUCCCUUCCCAGACUGGCUUCCUUCAUUCGCCCCUUCGUGUGAGUGGACCUGCCCUUCGCCUCCUCUCUAUAUCCAGGUCACAAAUGAGGACACCAGCGCACAAGCAGCUCAGGCGGCCUGCCCAGCGUCACACAGCCACUCCUGGCGGCAAUCCCAGACUCCAUGAGGAAACAGGAGGUGUGGACCAGUGGGGAGGCAGGCCAGGGCCGAGGCCCCGGCUCCCCGGCGGGGCAGGUGAAAGCCCUCGUGGACCUGCUGGCCGGGAAGAGCAGUCAGGGCUCCCAGGCCCCACAGACCCCGGACAGGACACCACACGGUGAUGACUCCAGGAUACAGAAGUGCCAGGAGACUCUGCUGAACAGGGCAAAGGGCAGCCCAGAGCUGGGUGGCCCCUCGCCCAGGCUGACCAGCCUCCUCCUGGUGGAGGGGCUCACGGACCUGCAGCUGAAGGAACACGACUUCACGCAGGUGGAGACCACACGUGGGGACUGGCACCUGGCUAGGACCAUCGCCCUGGACAGACUCUUCCUGCCUCUGUCUCGGGUUUCUAUUCCACCCCGAAUCUCCAUCACCAUCGGGGUAGCCGGCGUGGGCAAGACCACCCUGGUGAGGAACUUUGUCCACCUCUGGGCCCAGGGACAGGUUGGCAAGGACUUCUCCCUGGUGCUACCCUUGACCUUCCGAGAUCUCAACACCCACGAGAAGCUGUCUGCUGACAGACUCCUCCGCUCCGUCUUCCCACACGCUGGGGAGUCUGGCCUGGUGGCAGCGGCCCUACCCCAAAUCCUCCUGAUCCUGGAUGGCCUGGAUGAAUGCAAGACCGCCCUGGACUUCUCCAACACCGCGGCCUGCACGGACCCCAAGAAGGAGAUCCAGGUGGACCACCUGAUCACCAACAUCAUCCGAGGGAACCUCUUCCCAGAAGUUUCCGUCUGGGUCACUUCCCGCCCCGGCAUGGCUGGCCAGAUCCCGGGGGGCCUGGUGGACCGGAUGACAGAGAUCCGGGGCUUUACGGAGGAGGAGAUCAAGGAGUGUCUGGAGGAGCUGUUCCCGGAGGACCACACCCUCUCAGACUGGGUCCUGAGGCAGGUGCAGGCAGACAGGGCCCUAUACCUGAUGUGCACGGUGCCGGCCUUCUGCCGCCUCGCAGGGCUGGCACUGGGCCACCUGAGCCGCAGCAAGCCGGGGCCCCAAGAGGCGGAGCCGUGGACCCCCAGGACGCUGUGCGAGCUCUACUCUUGGUACUUCCGGAUGGCCCUCGGUGGGGAAGGGCAGGAGAAGGGCAAGGCGAGCCCUCGCAUCGAGCAGGUGGCCCACAGCAGCCGCAAGAUGGUGGGGACGCUGGGCCGCCUGGCCUUCCACGGGCUGGUCAGGAGGAAGUACGUGUUCUACGAGCAGGACCUGAAGGCGUUUGGCGUGGAUCUCGCUCUGCUGCAGAGCGCCCUGUGCGGCUGCUUCCUGCGGCGCGAAGAGACGCUGGCCUCCGCCGCGGCCUACUGCUUCGCCCACCUGUCCCUGCAGGAGUUCGUGGCGGCCGCCUACUACUACGGCGCCUCCAGGCGGGCCAUCUUCGACCUCUUCACCGAGGGGGGCGUGUCCUGGCCCCGCCUGGGCUUCCUCACGCAUUUCCGGGGCGCGGCCCAGCGGGCCAUGCAGGCGGAGGACGGGCGGCUGGACGUGUUCCUGCGCUUCCUGUCGGGGCUCCUGUCUCCGAGGGUCAACGCGCUGCUGGCGGGCUCCCUGCUGGCCCAGGGCGAGCACCAGGCCUACCGGGCCCAGGUGGCUGAGCUCCUGCAGGGCUGCCUCCGCCCCAACGUGGCCGUGAGCGCCCGGGCCGUGAACGUCCUGCACUGCCUGCGCGAGCUGCAGCACCCGGAGCCGGCCCGCAGCGUGGAGGAGGCCCUGGAGAGCGGGGCCCUGGCGGGGCUCAGCGGCCCCCAGCACCACGCUGCCCUGGCCUACCUCCUGCAGGUGUCGGACGCCUACGCCCAGGAGGCCAACCUGUCGCUGUGCCUCAGCAAGGGUGUCCUCCAGAGCCUGCUGCCCCAGCUGCUUUACUGCCGGAGCCUGAGGCUGGACAGCAACCAGUUCCAGGACCCCGUGAUGGAACUGCUGGGCAGCGUGCUGAGUGGGAAGGACUGUCGCAUUCAGAAGAUCAGCUUGGCUGAGAACCAGAUCGGUAACAAAGGGGCCAAAGCUCUGGCCAGAUCCCUCUUGGUCAACAGAAGUCUGACUUCUCUGGACCUCCGCAAUAACUCCAUUGGACCUCAAGGGGCCAAGGCUCUGGCAGAUGCUCUGAAGAUUAACCGCACUCUGGCCUUUCUGAGCCUCCAGAGCAAUGCCAUCAGGGAUAAUGGAGCCAGGUCUGUGGCUGAGGCCUUGGCCGCCAACCGGACCCUCUCUGUGCUGCACCUACAGAAGAAUACCAUCGGGCCCGUGGGAGCCCAGCAGAUGGCAGAUACCCUGAAACAGAACAGGAGUCUGAAGGAGCUCAUAUUCUCCAGUAACAGCAUUGGCGACGGAGGUGCGGAGGCCCUGGCUAAGGCCCUGAAGGUGAACCAGGGCCUGGAAAGCCUGGACCUGCAGAGCAAUUCCAUCAGUGAUGUGGGGGUGGCGGCGCUGAUGGGGGCCCUUUGUGCCAACCAGACCCUCGUCAGCCUCAACCUGCGGGAAAACUCCAUCAGCUCAGAGGGAGCCCGGGAGCUGGCGCGAGCUCUCUCCAUCAACACCACCCUGAAGAACCUGGACCUGACAGCCAACCUCCUCCACGACCAGGGCGCCCAGGCCAUCGCGGUGGCAAUGAAAGAAAACCAGGCCCUCAAGUCCCUUCACCUGCAGUGGAACUUCAUUCAGGCCGGUGCCGCCAAGGCCCUGGGACAAGCACUACAGCUCAACAAGAGCCUGACCAGCCUCGAUUUACAGGAGAACGCCAUCGGGGACGAAGGCGCCUCUGCAGUGGCCAGCGCCCUCAAGGCCAACACGGCCCUCACUGCGCUCUAUCUGCAGGUGGCCUCCAUUGGCUCCCGGGGGGCCCAGGCGCUAGGGGACGCCCUGGCCAUGAACAGAACCUUGGAGAUUCUCGACUUACGAGGAAACGCCAUCGGGGUGGCGGGGGCCAAAGCCUUGGCAAAUGCUCUGAAGGUGAACUCUAGUCUUCGGAGACUCAAUCUUCAAGAGAAUUCCUUGGGGAUGGACGGGGCGAUAUGCCUUGCCACUGCACUGUCUGGAAACCAUGGCCUCCAGCACAUCAAUCUCCAGGGAAACCACAUUGGGGAAUCUGGUGCCAGGAUGAUCUCAGAGGCUAUCAGGACAAAUGCUCCUUCGUGCACUGUUGAAAUGUGAGCAAAACAAGUUCCUGGUGGACCUGGCAGGAGGACAGGCAGAGCAGCAGCUGGAAGCUUUGGAAUGGAAAGACCAUUUCCCGGGACUCCUUCCUGUGGUCUGGGAGUGACGCUGACCCACACAGGAGCUGGUCUCCUGCAAGGAGGCAGGAAAGGUGCUGCCAAAGAGGUCACGAGCAGCUCUCCUAGACCUGGGUCAGUCCCAGCAGGGGUGAGCGGGAUUCUCUGCUAUGUUGCAGAGCAAGGAAGGGCUCCAUCAGUGACACAGGCCUUAAAGCUCAGGAGGUAAGAAGCCGGUGUGAACUCGUUUAUACCUGGAGGUCUUCACGUGCCCUUAACAUUUAUUAUUAUUGCCCUUCUCUGCUGGUCACAGUCAUCCCCCCCACUCUGCCAUCCUCGAGCCUAUACAGGGGAUUCAUUUGGCAUUGGUGACAGAAGGGACCUUUUUUUUUCUCAAGAAGAAUACAAGGUUUUAGGAGUAUGAUCCUUAGAGACACAUGGAAAAAUUAGAAUUUUUUUGAAGAGAAAUGAAGGCUUUCAUUACAGGAUUUUGGAGAAAAAGACAAAAAAAGUUGUCCAAGCUUCUUGC
Molecule: messenger RNA, 4385 nt
Organism: Lontra canadensis (Northern American river otter)
Lineage: Eukaryota; Metazoa; Chordata; Mammalia; Carnivora; Mustelidae
Gene: NLRC3
Product: NLR family CARD domain containing 3
Exons: 20
Coding region: 618-3797 (1059 amino acids)
Biological process (GO): negative regulation of canonical NF-kappaB signal transduction
Cellular component (GO): cytosol
Molecular function (GO): protein binding
Source: RefSeq, a predicted model, not a curated record